Molecule: messenger RNA, 1185 nt
Organism: Cicer arietinum (chickpea)
Lineage: Eukaryota; Viridiplantae; Streptophyta; Magnoliopsida; Fabales; Fabaceae
Source: RefSeq, a predicted model, not a curated record
CAUCUUCUAUUUCUUACCUAUCUAUUUGAAUUCCUAACCCUUCAACAUACACUCCACAAAUGGCUUCAUCAAUAGCCAAACCCCAAAAAAGACUUGUAGAUUUUCUAAAUGAGCAACAAGAACCUUUCAUGCUAGAGCUAUACCUUUUAGAAAAAGGGUACUCAAAAAGGUGGUGCUUCAAUGAAGAUUCAAGCAACAAUUUGGAUAAAACAUCUAGUUGUAGCUUAAACAAAAAGAGAAAGAGAAAAAUUUUGUCACCAUUUUGCAAAAUUCUAAUAUCUCUAGUUAAUAAGCUUGUUUUGCAUAGCCAAAGUAGUACUCUACCAACUAGGGACUAUGAACUAAGAGAAAAACAUGCAAUUUGCAAUGUUGAGUAUUCAUCAGCUACCUACUCUCCUAUGUUUAAUUCAUGCUCAAAUGUUGAUGAAGAAGGAAAUUCUAUAUCAUCACAUAGGGUAAGAACCAAAGAAUGCCAUAUAAGAUGGAAGAGGCAGAGAUGCAUAGAGGGUAGGCCUAAAUCACUGGAAAAGAUACCUCUACAUAGAGUUCCCAAUUUGUUUUCUGAAACAGUGAAUGAGGAAGUUGGGAGAAUGCAACAAAGAAUAAGGAAGCCUAAGAAAAUCACAGAGGAGUCGCUGUUAUCAGUAGCUAUAUUGAAUUUACUUGGUGUGUCAAUAAAGAAAGAGAACUGUACUAAUGAUUUGCAAGAGUAUCUUCCUGAGCCACAUGUAUUAAAAUCCAAAAGGGUAUCACACAAGAUAAAGAAGCUGCUAUUUGAUUGUGUUAGAGAUAUUACCAUACCCCUUCCAACAAAAGAGGACAGAAAGCAAGUUUGCAGAGAAUCCAUGGGGCCUAUAGAGCUUGGGAAGCUCACUUGUCAGAGAACACAAGAAUGGGGACAACAUAUUGAGGAUGGCUUAACGUCGUUAUUGACUAAUAAUUACUUGGAUUCAAUCAUUGAAUGGAGUAACUUUGAAUCACAUGUUAAAGACAUUAGCUUUGAAAUCACUGAUGCAAUUUUGGAAAUUAUGAACAAUGAAAUUGUAUCAGAAAUGAUUGGAACUUUGGCAACUCCUUAGUUUCGAAUAUGGAAUUUUAUAAUUAUAACCUCUAUUUUUAUUUUUAUUUUGCUGGAUUACUGAUGUAAAUAUUUAUGCAUCGAACCAGAGUCCUCUUUAACUUUCA